AUGACGAGGUCUCCUCUCCUGGACUUACAGGAGCAGUUCAGCCCUCCCGAGAUUGCUCCGCCUCUCCUGGUGAAGCUGGUGGAAGCUAUUGAGAAGAAAGUGCAUGGCUUGACCCCACUGUGCCAUCCUGCACAGAGGCCUGGGGAGCUUCAGAUGAAGAGGAUGGCAAUCGAGGCCUUCAAUGAGACGAUCAAGAUCUCUGAGGAGCAGUGUCAGACCCAGGAGAAGUGCAGCAAGGAGUACAUCGAGCGGUUCCGGCACGAGGGCAACGAGAAGGAGGUGCAACGGAUCCUCAUGAACUCGGAGCAGCUCAAGUCUCGCAUCACAGAGAUCCACGACAGCAAGAUGAAGCUGGAGCAGGACCUGAAGAAACAAGCCUCGGAGAACCGGGAGAUCGACAAGCACAUGAACAGCCUCAAGCCAGACCUCAUGCAGCUGCGCAAACUGCGGGACCAGUACUUGGUGUGGCUCACGCAGAAGGGUGCCCGGCAGAAGAAGAUCAACGAGUGGCUGGGCAUCAAGAACGAGACGGAGGACCAGUACUCCAUGAUGGAUGAUGAGGAGGAGCUGCCCCACCACGAGGAGCGAACAUGGUACGUGGGGAAGAUCAACCGUGUGCAGGCAGAGGAGAUGCUGUGUGGCAAGAGGGACAGCACCUUCCUGAUCCGUGAGAGCAGCCAGAAGGGAUGCUACGCCUGCUCCGUGGUGGUGGACGGUGACACCAAGCACUGCGUGAUCUACAAGACAGCGACGGGCUAUGGGUUCGCUGAACCCUACAACCUCUACGCCUCCCUCAAGGACCUGAUCUUGCACUACAAGCACACGUCCCUGGUGCAGCACAAUGACUCCCUGAAUGUCACGCUGGCUCACCCGGUCCUUUCCCAGCCCCCAGCCAGAUGAGCAGCCAUGCACAACACAACAGCUGCCUUCAGCUUCUCCCCAGGGCGCUGCUUUCUGGUUCUGGACUCUUGCACCCUGUAUAGUUGAGUCUCUGUGCUCCUGCUCCUUCAGAGCCUCUGAGAUGUCUGUGACCGUUCCUGGUGUCCCUCUUGGUCAGUAGCUGAAACCCGUGUUGGCUGAUGGGACAGAAAGGCUGAGCUGUUGAUUCCCAGCGGGCUCCAGCCUCUAGGAGGUGGGAUCCAGUUGUGAUUGAGUUGUUGGGGGCGAGCACAGCCCCCUCCCCUUCCCUGAUAAGCAGGUCAGAUCCCCUUCUUGCUGGCAGGUCGCCCCACUAUGCAUCACUGUAGAGCUUGGUUCCCGAUUCCUCGGAGCGCUCCGGCUGGGACUGAGGGGCUCCCUGUCUGGAUGCUGGAGGAGGCAGAGGAGGAGCGUGUGCAUCCUUCAGUCUCGCUUCCCUCGGAGCUCUGGCAGGCUGUGAUGGUGUCUGGUAUGAGGGCUGCUGCUCUUGCGUGCAGAGACUCAUUUAGGAAGGAGAAACCUCCCCCUCCGUGGGGCUCCCCGGCCAAGGUCUCUCCACCUCACAGUCAUUCCCUAGUGUCGUAACCACCUCUGGAGUGUUGCUGCCCAGGCAGGGAGGAUCCAGUUAGCAAGGGAUCUCUUGCCAUAGUUGUGCCAGCGAAGCUGUGAAACCCAUGUUGGUACCCGUGUUUUUCCUGGCAGGAUCUGUGGGGAUGCACAGCUCGUUGUUCCUGGCCGGCUUCAGUGACUCUCUGCACACGUAACCCGUUUGAAGCUGGACUGUAGCACUGUAAAUAUGGUUCUUUUUGUGAGCUUCCCUGGUGCUGGUGUUUGCUGAGCCUGCACUGCCACCCCCAGCGUGGGCAGCAGCUGCCAGGCUGCCCCGGGCCCUGCAGCUCGAGCAGGAGAGGGCUGGAGUCCAACGCACACUACGAGCCCUACACAGAAUGAAGGACCUCUCUGCUGCAGGAGGACAGACCUGCUGGGCCCAGGGCAUGCUGAAAUGUAUCUGCAUGGUGGUGAACUACGUAUGCAAAGCACUUAGAAUCAUGGGUACUGUAUGGGGUCCGGGGCAGGGCUGCCCACCGUGGGCAGGGCGUUGUGUCCGAGUUCAGAGGGCCCGAGGGCAGCCAAGGUGGCUCUGGAAAAGCUUUAAGAGCUGAGCUGAG
Messenger RNA from Myiozetetes cayanensis, 2087 nucleotides. Its product is annotated as phosphatidylinositol 3-kinase regulatory subunit beta-like. The record is from RefSeq and is a predicted model, not a curated record. Gene Ontology annotation, biological process: insulin receptor signaling pathway; phosphatidylinositol phosphate biosynthetic process. Gene Ontology annotation, cellular component: phosphatidylinositol 3-kinase complex. The transcript is spliced from 8 exons. Gene Ontology annotation, molecular function: 1-phosphatidylinositol-3-kinase regulator activity. NCBI's taxonomy places the organism in Eukaryota, Metazoa, Chordata, Aves, Passeriformes, Tyrannidae. Bases 1 to 900 code for a protein of 299 amino acids.